CGAAGGAUGAGACUUGAGUCCUGAUCAAAGAUAGAAACAGUGAAGACACCAACUCUGACAAGAGAAGACCAUCUGACUGGACAUGGACCACAGCAUCUACAUCCUGGUGUUGGUGUCCUUGAACAUUCCAGGGCUCCUGUCUGAAAACAACAGCACUUCAACAGAGUCUAUCCACUUCAGAUUGGUGGGAGGAGCCAGUCGUUGUCAUGGAGACCUGGAGAUGAAACGACAGGAUGGAAAAUGGAAACCAGUGGAUGGGACAUAUUGGUACAGGAAGUUAGGAAACAGAGUUUGUGCAGAACUGGACUGUGGAUCUGCAGUUUCAGUGAGAGAAAGAAUGCAGUUUACAGUUAUAGAUAGUUGGCUGAUCACUUCAGUCUGUGAUGAAUCUGCACUGAGUGACUGUUUUACAUCUGAUACAUUUCUCUCUUCAUCCCUGGAGCUGAGUUGUUCAGUUGGUUCCUGGUCCAUGGCCUUCACAACGUUGACUCGUUUCUCUGGUAUUCCGUAG
Messenger RNA from Sphaeramia orbicularis (orbiculate cardinalfish), 511 nucleotides. Its product is annotated as T-cell differentiation antigen CD6-like. Bases 83 to 511 code for a protein of 142 amino acids. The record is from RefSeq and is a predicted model, not a curated record. Lineage: Eukaryota; Metazoa; Chordata; Actinopteri; Kurtiformes; Apogonidae. Gene Ontology annotation, cellular component: membrane. The transcript is spliced from 4 exons.